Messenger RNA from Ochotona princeps (American pika), 1046 nucleotides. It is a transcript of the gene POLR2G, whose product is annotated as RNA polymerase II subunit G. The record is from RefSeq and is a predicted model, not a curated record. Gene Ontology annotation, biological process: positive regulation of nuclear-transcribed mRNA poly(A) tail shortening; transcription initiation at RNA polymerase II promoter; positive regulation of translational initiation. Lineage: Eukaryota; Metazoa; Chordata; Mammalia; Lagomorpha; Ochotonidae. The transcript is spliced from 8 exons. Gene Ontology annotation, cellular component: P-body; RNA polymerase II, core complex. Bases 110 to 628 code for a protein of 172 amino acids. Gene Ontology annotation, molecular function: single-stranded RNA binding; translation initiation factor binding; single-stranded DNA binding.
CGCCCACUCCCCCCCUCGGAAGCGGGGGCGUGGCUUAGUGGCCUGCACUUCCGGCGGAGCCCGGGGCCGCGGUGGUGGAGGUGACUCUCGGUGGUCCUGCUGGGCAGAGAUGUUCUACCACAUCUCCCUGGAGCACGAGAUCCUGCUGCACCCGCGCUACUUCGGCCCUAACCUGCUCAACACGGUCAAACAGAAGCUCUUCACCGAGGUCGAGGGCACCUGCACCGGCAAGUAUGGCUUUGUCAUUGCUGUCACCACCAUUGACAACAUUGGUGCGGGCGUGAUCCAGCCCGGCAGAGGCUUUGUGCUGUAUCCUGUGAAGUACAAGGCCAUCGUGUUCCGGCCGUUUAAAGGCGAGGUCGUGGAUGCGGUUGUCACUCAGGUGAACAAGGUUGGCCUCUUCACAGAGAUCGGCCCCAUGUCUUGCUUCAUCUCGCGACAUUCCAUCCCAUCAGAGAUGGAGUUUGAUCCGAACUCCAACCCCCCAUGUUACAAGACAAUGGAUGAGGACAUUGUGAUCCAACAGGACGAUGAGAUCCGCUUGAAGAUCGUGGGCACUCGUGUGGACAAGAAUGACAUUUUUGCUAUUGGCUCCCUGAUGGAUGAUUACCUGGGGCUGGUGAGCUGAACCCAGGAGCCUGCUGUCUUCCUUGGUCCCAGUUUGAAGACAUGUGACUCGUUGCAAGUCCCUCAUGCCCAGAGCCGUCUGGUGCUGUUGGAGAGGCAGGGAGGUUCCUUGUUCUCGGAAGACGUCUGGUGCCUCUUGUAGCUUAGCUGCUGCUCUGACUCAAUUGUGUCCUAACCAUAAAGAUGGCAUCUUCUCUUGGAAGUGUUAGCUUCUUUUCUUGAUACACACACAAAGUCUGUUUUUAAAAUGUUUCUUUUUGUUUUCUGUGAAAAAGUGACCCCACCAACACAGGGAGACCCAAAGGGAAUUCCUAGCUCCUUGGCUUCUGCCUGGCUUGGCCUUGCCUGUGGAUGGAAGGUCUUUGCUUGUUUCUCUCUCCCCUCUCUGUUACUCUGCCUUUCAAAUAAAUAAAUCUUUG